Molecule: messenger RNA, 726 nt
Organism: Spodoptera exigua (beet armyworm)
Lineage: Eukaryota; Metazoa; Arthropoda; Insecta; Lepidoptera; Noctuidae
Source: the annotation of a GenBank genome assembly
AUGCCAGUCAGAGAUUGGAAACGAGAGUGCGCCGACGGUAGUGUGUGCGGUACAUUACAAGACAGUCACAGCCACGUCGCACUAGGAGCGGCUACGAACGGAAGGAGACUUAGCCGAGUGGACUCGGUACAAGGUGACUGUACUACCAAAACUGCAAUACUGGCGCGUCGUCAGCAGCGAGUGCUGCGGGGCGGGCGGCGCGGCGUAGACGUCGGACGCCGUGGACAGGCACUUGUGCAGUUUGCGGGUACCUUGCGAGCGCGAGCGGCGCACGCGCGAGCCCGCCGCGCCCGGCCCCGCGGCCGCGGCGCCCGGCGCGCCCCCGCCGGCGCCCCCGCCGCCCCCGCCGCCCGGCCCGUUCAUCUACAACACAACACGCAGUCGCACCGCCACCGUUUAGUGACGGCAACUGCGGUGUUAGUCGUGGGACUGACUGGACUCAUACCUAUGUGCCGCGCCACGCUGGCGGCCUGCUCGUGCGCCUGGUCGCCGUUCGAGUCGCGGACGGGGCACAGCCACGCUACUAACUCCCCUGGGGAAAGUCGGGGCAUGAGCGAGCGCAUGUACAGGACCCGUGCUCGAGAUGACGCGCUAACUGAUGUGAAGCUACAAGCGAGAGUGGUGCCAUCUAUACCGACUACUCAGCUCGUACCAUUAGCACUGAACAUCAUCUCAGACAUUGACAACACAGAGAUCACCUACGGUUUGAUGCAAUCAGUUAAUUAA